Messenger RNA from Micromonas pusilla CCMP1545, 468 nucleotides. RefSeq lists its product as uncharacterized. The transcript has a single exon. The record is from RefSeq and is a predicted model, not a curated record. Lineage: Eukaryota; Viridiplantae; Chlorophyta; Mamiellophyceae; Mamiellales; Mamiellaceae. Bases 1 to 468 code for a protein of 155 amino acids.
AUGCACGCCGCGACGACCUCUUCCGUCGGCGUCGGCCUCUCCUCGAGGACGCCGUCCGCGCGCGCGCUCGCGCCGCGCCGCGUCGCGUCCGCGACGACGACGACGAAGACGACGACGACGAAGACGACGAUCGCGCUGUUCGGAGCGAAGAAGACGUCGACGACGAAGACGUCUCCUAAUAAGAAUAAGAAGACGUCUCCGCCGAAGAAGAAGACUCCGUCGUCCUCCUCCGUCAAGAACGCCGGCGUGAACCUCAUCAACCCGAAGCCGCUGUACGCGAAAGGCGAGGAGCCGUGGUACAUCGACAAGGAGACCGGGAAGGCGCCGGGGUACCUUCAGGUCGCGGUCUUCAUGGCGAGCCAGCUGUUCGUGGGCGUCGUGAUGCAGCCGUUCGCGCUGUGGUACGACCAGCUGUUCUCGCCGUUCCUGAGGAACGGCCAGACGUUGCCCACGGACUUCAUAAACUGA